Scomber japonicus (chub mackerel) is the source of this 412-nucleotide messenger RNA. RefSeq names its product COP9 signalosome subunit 9 (gene cops9). The coding region runs from base 87 to 260 and encodes 57 amino acids. The transcript is spliced from 3 exons. Gene Ontology annotation, biological process: negative regulation of protein neddylation. The record is from RefSeq and is a predicted model, not a curated record. NCBI's taxonomy places the organism in Eukaryota, Metazoa, Chordata, Actinopteri, Scombriformes, Scombridae.
UUUACAAGACGAGCACAGCUACUACAGUUAGCCACAUCCUAAAAUCUACAACAUCUUUUAAACUACACAGCUGAUAUUAAAUCAUAAUGAAACCUGCGGUAGACGAGAUGUUUCCUGAAGGAGCUGGUCCCUACGUGGAUCUGGACGAGGCAGGGGGCAGCAGCGGUCUGUUAAUGGACCUGGCAGCGAAUGAAAAAGCGGUGCACUCUGAUUUCUUUAACGACUUCGAGGAUCUCUUUGAUGACGAUGACCUGCAGUGACGACAACAACCUAAAACACCUGUGAACGUUUCUGUGAACAUGUACAUAUAAAAAAUGGGCGCCGUAUUCUGACUUCAAGUUCUCUUCUUUAUUGUACAGCCCCCCCCCCUCUCCUUCCCCCUCUACCCCUACAUGUCACUCACCACUGUGUU